AUGAGCUACAUUCCAGCCGACCACAUGCCCCGAACCGACGUUGCUUCCUUUGUGCAGCAGCUGCAGUCGUCCAAGCGCAUCGUUGCUCUGUUGGGGGCUGGUCUCUCUGCCUCCAGUGGCCUGCCUACCUUCCGCGGUGCUGGAGGACUAUGGCGCACCUACGAUGCCACUAUGCUGGCCACUCCAGAGGCUUUUCAACAAGACCCUGGUCUAUCCUGGCAAUUUUAUUCUUACCGCCGUCACAUGGCGCUCAAUGCCAAACCAAACAGAGCCCACCUUGCUCUGGCAGAGUUGGCCCGCCGGAAUCCCAACUUCAUCACUCUGAGCCAGAAUGUCGACGGACUCAGCCCUCGCGCCGGUCAUCCUCCUGCCCAACUCAAACUGCUCCAUGGUAAUCUGUUUGACGUCAAGUGCUGGGACGAAUAUGGCUGUGGUUAUUCUCGCAAAAAUGAUUUCACAGACCCCAUCGUCCCAGCCCUGGCCCUUCCACCCGAUGCCCAGGACUCGCAGCUAAAGGCGGCCAUCAAGCAGAAGCAUGCUUUGAUUCGAGGUGCCGAUAUCUCAGACGUUGAUGUAGAAAUACCCAAGCUCAAGCGCGAAGAUCUUCCCCAAUGCCCGUCUUGCAAGAAGAAUCUGCUUCGUCCGGGUGUGGUAUGGUUCGGCGAGGGGCUGCCGGAAGACGUGAUAGGCGAAGUGCAUGAGUUCUUUGACCGGCCUGAAAAGAUCGACCUCAUGCUAGUGAUUGGUACGAGCGCCAAAGUAUACCCAGCUGCGGGCUACACACACAUAGCCCGAGAAAAGGGUGCUCGAGUUGCGGUCAUCAACAUGGACCGCAGCGAUGCGCAACAGCUUACAAAGCACGAUUGGUUCUUUGAGGGAGAUGCAGCCGUCAUUGUGCCCGAGAUCCUGAAGAGCGUGAUUGGAGAGGUUGGUGAGUUCGAGGAAACGAAGGGACCAGUACUAUGA
Messenger RNA from Fonsecaea multimorphosa CBS 102226, 966 nucleotides. RefSeq lists its product as uncharacterized. Lineage: Eukaryota; Fungi; Ascomycota; Eurotiomycetes; Chaetothyriales; Herpotrichiellaceae. The transcript has a single exon. The record is from RefSeq and is a predicted model, not a curated record. Gene Ontology annotation, molecular function: protein-malonyllysine demalonylase activity; NAD+ binding; protein-succinyllysine desuccinylase activity. Bases 1 to 966 code for a protein of 321 amino acids.